AUGAAUCCGACAAAGUCGACUCAUAGCCUGAAAAGGGUUACAAAUUGCUAUCGCAAUGGAAAAUUCCGCUACAAGCAGAUGCUCCUCCCUUCAAGGGCCCGGAGUCAGCCUCAACCCGCAUUGCAGGGGACUGGCAGAGAGUUGCGGCAGCCAAGUGAGCCACCAAUUCAGAGCUCUUGGACAACAUCCUUGCGCAUGCUAUUAGGCUGCACACUGGCCGCAGAUUGGGUGUAGUAUCAACUCUCUACGUUCUAUCUACUUACUCAUCUUUCCUCUCAUCUUUCCCUUCCUUGUUAUUCAAAAAAGAAAAGCAGAGUCUCAAUCCUUAUAAGCAAAGAUAAAGCCUUUACCUUGGUGGCAAAACACGCCGAUAAGAAUGGAAGGUACUGGAUAAUACAAUGCAAUAUUAAUAAUGCACAGUACACACAAGUUUCUAUAUAUGGUCCACAUACUGACCAGUCAGCCUUCUUAGAAAACUUAUUUAAAAAAUAGAUAAAUGGAGAUUGGGGGAGGUGAUCAUGGGAGGUUACUCUAAUUUAUCCUAGAAGAUCAAAUGAAUAUUACAUCCUCGGGGGAGGUGGCUCAUACUACGACAAAUUAAAUCCUUUUGACUCAUGAAUACAUAGAUCUGUGGAGGGUGACACCUCCCUUUAGAGAGGGACUAUAUUUUCCAUUCUCUCGCUCACAAUUCUUACUCCCGGAUAGACCGAUUUCUUAUACAUAGCUCUAUGGUGACAAAGGUACAUGAGACAGGGUCUCAUCUCGUGGUCGGACCAUGCACUGGCAACGAUUCAACUGGGAGAACAGUUUCCCAAUAAAGGCAGAGGCUCUUGGCGCAUGAAUGGGCAUCUUCUCACAAACCCACAAAUACCUACAGACAUCCGUAAAGAACUAAACUUGUACUUGUACUUGGUAACUAGUAAGUUGCCAAGCACUAAGCCAGAUUCGCUAUGGUUAGUGCACAAGGCUUACAUAAGAGGUAUAUUACUUAAGCAUGCUAGCUAUGCUAAAGCACAGAGACUUAAAGCAUACUUAGACCUUACUAAAAGGUUGGCAGAACUAUCCUACUUAAAUAAAUCAACCAGUUCACCUCAGCAAGCACUAGAGAUAAGAGAACUACAACGCCAACUAUCAGAAUUAGUCAAAAAAAAAAUUCUACUACGCAGAUUUAAACAGCUCUACUUUGUAUCUAUCAACAGGACGGGAGCUCUCCUAGCCUCUCAAUUGAAAAAACCCCACAAAGAUUGCGUUUAUACAUACGACACAAGACGACAAAAUUAUUAACCCAGACAAAAUUGUCCUAGAAUUCGCCUAAUACUAUAGCUCGCUGUAUAACCUAAAAGAUUACCCUUCCACACAUGUCCCAAUGCAACAACAGAUAGACACCUUCCUAGAUUUGACUCAUCUGCCCAGGUUGCAGGACUCAGAAAUACAGGAGCUCAUAAAACCUAUCAGACUUGAGGAAAUUCAGAAACAUAUCAAAGCCCUUCCCAUAGCCAAGAGCCCAGGGCCUGCCAGCCUGCCAGCUGCUUAUUAUAAAACUUUCCAAAAUCAAUUAGACUCCCAACAGCUUUCAAAGGGGGAUUCUUCCCUAAAGAGAUGAAUCUAUCCUAUAUAGUCACUUUACCAAAACCGGGCAAAAAAACAACCAUCUGUUAAAAUUUUAGACCCAUUUCCCUUCUAAAUACAGAUACAAAGCUGUAAAACACAAAGCGGUAGGUCUACUAAGUGAUACAAGCUCUAAAACCUUUGAGGUAUCCCCUACACCUACACCUUUAAAUCAUAUAUAACACACAAACAAUAGGUGGAGCAAGUAUGGCAUAUAGAUUUAAAAAAAAAAAAAUUGUUAUACUUCUCUCUCUUCUUGCUUUGUCACUGUAAAGAUAGAGAGGUACAGAAUAGUGCAGAUACCUUAAUACAUAAUAUGUAAAUUCAAUAUAACUAAAACACACUCACAAAGAUAGAGCCAUAUACUGAACCUGGCUCUGGUGUGGAUUUCCUUAGGAUCUCUUUAGGGUGAUCCAAACCCUCUUUGUUGAUGUUCUGGAACAGUGGAAAUAUUUUGUUGAUGCUCUGGAACAGUGGAAAAUAAUUUUCUUUGUUAUACUUCUCUCUCAAUUGGACAAUAGUAGACUUUUUAAACUGAUACUUUAUGAAGUGUUUUAUCCAGUGUAUGUAACAAUAAAUUAAAUUUUAGGCAAGUUAUUUCAUCUUAGCUGCCUAUCUUUGAGAAGGAAUAUUUCCACUGUUCCAGAGCAUCAACAAAGAGGGUUUGGAUCACCCUAUGGCUCUAUCUUUGUGAGUGUGUUUUAGUCAUAUUGAAUUUACAUAUUAUGUAUUAAGGUAUCUGCACUAUUCUGUACCUCUCUAUCUUUACAGUGACAAAGCAAGAAGAGAGAGAAGUAUAACAAUUUUUUUUUUUUAAUCUAUAUGCCAUACUCGCUCCACAGAUACAAAGCUGUACGCCAAAGUCAUAGCAGACAGACUUGGCUCGCUCCUUCCGAAAUUUAUCCACUACAAUCAGUUAGGCUUUAUCAAAGGUAGAUAGGGGUCAGAUAAUUCCAGGCAUCUCUUGAAUGUGAUCCACCAUAUCCACAAGGAAUUGAGCGAGGGCCUUCUCUUAGUGCUGGACGCGGAGAAGGCCUUCGACAGGCUUAAUUGGUUGUACAUGACAGAGGUGAUGGGAAGACUCCCUUCAUCAUUCAUAACAGCAAUAAUGGCAUUAAAUACCCAACAGCUAGCGUUUUCAAUGCUGGUUUUAUAUCCCCUCCAUUUGCUAUAACAAAUGGGACCAGGCAGGGGUGCCCCCAGUCUCCCCUUUUGUUUAUUUUGUGUUUGGAACCUUUGGCUCAGCUCAUUCAUGACUUUCCAGAUAUCCAAGACAUAUCGAUAAGAGAACAGACCCACAAACUAUCAUUAUUCGCAGAUGAUCUCAUUUUAACGAUCUCCUGCCCCGAAACAUCCCUUCCAAAACUAAUUGAACUGUUGACCGCCUUCGGUUCAGUCUCUUACUACAAACUUAAUACCAAUAAAACACAGGAACUGCCUAUUAACAUACCCCGCAACAAACAAACGACCCUUUCCAAACUCUUCCAGUUUGAUUGGAAGGAAGACUAUGUGGUUUAUCUUGGAGUCCGAAUAACGAAAUCUAUGGCAACGCUACUUAAAUACAACCAUUUACAAAUGCUGACAACACUAAGACAAGAACUGGAUAAAUGCAGGGAGGUAAAAAUAUCUUGGUCAGGUUGCAUAAAUGCCCUUAAGAUGAUGUCUCUACCUAAAUUGUUAUAUACCUUCCGGAUGCUUCCUAUCCAGGUACUUAAGAGCUACUGCGAUAAGGCACAAAAGCUUUUCACAGAUUUGAUCUGGUAUAAAGUAAGGGUUAGAGAAGUGAGGGAGGUGUUGCAGAGGCCUUUCCUAAAGGGUGGCAUGGGUGUCCCUCAGGUAUGGGCUUACAGUAUAGUGAUUCUUUUUUCUCAGGCCAUUAACCUCCACGCAUCCUGUGGACUAUUGAGAUGGGUAGAUAUCGAGUGGCAGCAACUGUCAGGAGAUUCACUGCUAUCGCACAUGUGGACACCUCCACCCCUGAGGCAGAAGUCCACCCCCAACAAUCGCCGCCUGGAACGCAUUUCACAACAUGAGGUACUCACCUUCAAAAUUUCAUCGGCUGGCGCCAUUAGAUGGUCUGAGAGCUAUCUCCCCAUGGCUGUCUAUAAGACACUGGGAGAAUCAGGGAAUUAA
Molecule: messenger RNA, 3741 nt
Organism: Pelobates cultripes (western spadefoot toad)
Lineage: Eukaryota; Metazoa; Chordata; Amphibia; Anura; Pelobatidae
Source: the annotation of a GenBank genome assembly